AUGUUGUUUUAAAUACGUCAGAGACCUAUAACAAAGAUCUUGAAGUUCAAAAUAGCCAAAUUUCGUUAACACCGGCAUUGCCUUAUAUGGAUGAUCUUUUAACACCAGUGAAUGGCUGUAACAAGCGGACUGCCGAUGAUUUAUUCGGAGAUAUUGGUGAUAUAGACUUUGAUGAUCUGCAAUUGCCAAGUAAAAAACAAAAGACUGAAGAAGAAAAUGACUUGGAGUUGAUAAAUAGAAUAAUUGAAGGCAGAAGGCUGAAACAAAUGCUUCUUGAACCAACAAAACGGUUACAAAGUCGGUCUGAACCUGUCUAUGAUGCUAAGGAGAAUCUUUCACUGAAUAUUCCAAGAUGGCCUUUUAUGCCUCUUACAAAUUCAGACGGUGACCGUUUCUAUGUGAGACUGCAAUCUGAAGACGCAUGGGAGCAGUCUCUUGACACUGAUCUCAACCAAUCUUCAUUACAUUCUUCCUUUGCUAAAACUUGGGAGGAGGCUCGGAAAAUUCUCGAGGCAAAACAAUCGCAACAAAUAGAAAAGUCUCAAGAAGCUCUCCCGAACAUGGACAGCGACAUUGGCACCAGCCUUUGGGUCGAUAAGUACCGCCCAGAAUCAUACGUGGACUUGUUAUCUGAAGAACCUGUGAACAGGACUUUACUGCAUUGGUUGCAUCUUUGGGAUAAGAUAGUGUUUAAAAAGGAUGUGAAGACCAAAGAGCCACAGCAGCGUAACAGCUUCAGCAAGCGAACUGGCCAGUUCCAACUGACCAACAAGUGGCGGGGCAAGAAAGAAAACGAGCCAGAGAUUGACCCGGAUGGACGGCCACAUCACAAGGUAGCGCUGCUGUGUGGCCCACCAGGUGUGGGAAAAACUACACUCGCUCAUCUCUUGGCUAGAUUAGCCGGUUACAGACCUGUAGAGUUGAACGCUUCGGAUGAACGGAGCACUGAAGCUUUUCAAACGGCUUUACAAAGCGCUACGCUCAUGAGGUCUGUCCUGGACGCUGAAAAGAGGCCAAAUUGUUUGAUACUAGAUGAAAUUGAUGGAGCGCCUCUCCCCACAGUGGAGCUCCUUGUGAAGUGGUGCACAGCCAGUGCGCAAGAGGGCGGCGUGAAGAAAAAAGCUAAAACCCAGCCUUUGAAGAGACCUGUCAUCGCAAUUUGUAAUGAUCUGUAUGCGACUUCGCUACGACCUUUGAGGCCGGUGGCGCUGGUGGUGCAGGUGGGCGGCGUGUCGCUGCCGCGGCUGGCGGCGCGGCUGGCGCGCGUGGCGGAGCGCGAGGGGCUGCGCGCCAGCGCGCCCGUGCUGGCCGCGCUGGCGGCGCGCGCGCACGGCGACGUCCGCGCCGCCAUCCAGGUGCUCAGCUUCAUCAAGGCCCGGGCCAAGGACCAGUUAAACAUGGAAGAUGUUGAGAACGCGGCAGUUGGCAUUAAGGACUGUCAGAAGAGUGUGAUGCAAGCUCUGCAAGCCGUGUUCACCGUUAACGACAAAGACCCGGACGGUAUCAUCAAAAUUGUUCAGGCUGCGGGGGAGUAUGAAAGAUUGAUAGAAGGCAUAUUCGAGAACUACCUCAACUCCCGCGUGGAUGCGCGCCUUCUCAUCGCCAGCGAAACACUCUCUUGGCUACGACUCUUCGAUAUCAUUAACUCCUGGAUUAGGACAACGCAGAACUAUUCACUAUAUGGAAUGCUACCUUUAUGUGUGACCAGGUGUCAUAGGAUAUUGGCAUCUAGAGCUCCACAGAGGAUUAAGUUUCCCACUCAGGCGCAAGAGAUGUCUCGCAAGAAAGCUGAAUUGGACAGCAUCGUAUGGGCAGUAUGGCGGGGAAGUACGGCCGCGGUUGCUACUACCAGAUCGUGUCUUCAUCUCGAUGUAUUACCGCUCCUGCCAUAUUUACUCUCGCCUGUACUGCGUUCGGCUAAUAUACAGCUGUGCAGUGAAAGCGAGCGCAAAGCGUUACGAGUAUGCGUGGGAGCAAUGUGCGAUUAUGGAUUGCAAUACGUACAGCAACGCACACCGGAGGGAUUGUAUGCCUUUGUAUUAGAGCCUGAUAUUUACAAGGUUGCUUUCUUUGGUAACCUAGAACGCAGUCGCCCAGCGCCUGCAGUACGACAAUCAAUGGCGCAGGAACAACAACUUGAAAUGAUUCGCCGAGCCGAAGAAAUGGCUGGCAGAGUGACGAGUAAAAGCAUCGCUAAAGAAAACACGAAGACCAAGGCCGGACUGAGCGCCGAAUUUACGGCAUCGAAGGAAGCUAGGUUGCCUAAUCACCUGCAACGACUGAAACCAAAAGAAAUCGUUAAAGCGCCCCAGGUCCACAAAGACUUCUUUGGUCGCAUCGUUCCUCUGUCUCAAGUACAGCGUCAAGACGCAGCACCCGAUGUAAUAUCUUCAAGCGUCGUGUUCUACCAAUACCGGGAAGGAUUUAACAACGCCGUGCGCCGGAACGUACGGACUAAAGAUAUGUUAUAGUUUCAAUUGUAAUUUAUGGGUAACGUUUUUUAUUUUAUAAUUGUCCAAGUCGUUAUAAUCCCGAUGGCCAGCGAACGCGACAUGAGGAGGUGCGGGGCUCGGU
Hyposmocoma kahamanoa is the source of this 2574-nucleotide messenger RNA. It is a transcript of the gene cutlet, whose product is annotated as chromosome transmission fidelity protein 18 homolog. NCBI's taxonomy places the organism in Eukaryota, Metazoa, Arthropoda, Insecta, Lepidoptera, Cosmopterigidae. Gene Ontology annotation, molecular function: ATP hydrolysis activity; ATP binding. The record is from RefSeq and is a predicted model, not a curated record. Bases 87 to 2471 code for a protein of 794 amino acids. The transcript has 16 exons.